Molecule: messenger RNA, 1388 nt
Organism: Rhagoletis pomonella (apple maggot)
Lineage: Eukaryota; Metazoa; Arthropoda; Insecta; Diptera; Tephritidae
Product: chromobox protein homolog 1-like
Exons: 4
Coding region: 258-767 (169 amino acids)
Biological process (GO): chromatin organization; negative regulation of transcription by RNA polymerase II
Cellular component (GO): pericentric heterochromatin; nucleus
Molecular function (GO): chromatin binding
Source: RefSeq, a predicted model, not a curated record
CGCAGCCAACUUUAACUUAGAAAAACGGAAUUUGAAGAAAGGAUAGUGAAAAAGACGCACUGCGAUACCGAAUUGGAAAAUUUUGUGGGAAAACCAGCCCCGAUCUUCGAAAAAUUAAACAGAAAAGCUGUUCGAAGGCACACGCUUUUCAAAAAUAAAAGAAAAACCUUGUGUUUUUUUCAAAGCACGUUUAUCCCCAACAAAGCAAGCGACGCAGCAGCGGCAAAAUCAAAAUCGCUACCAACGAGACCAUCACUAUGUCCGAGGCGGGCGAGUAUUCUGUGGAACGCAUUGAGGACAAGCGUAUUUGCAAUGGCAGAACCGAGUACUUCUUAAAAUGGAAAGGAUACCCGCGCAGCGAAAAUUCUUGGGAACCUGUAGAGAACCUUGACUGCCCCGAUUUGAUCGCCGCAUUUGAGGAGUCUUUGAAAACAAAAAAAGAGGGCAAGAAACGAGCCGCCACUACGCCAGUGAACGACACAAAAGUCAAGCGAAAAACUGUCGAAGAGGAGCGAGACAACCGCCGCACAAUGGGCUUCGACAGAGGUCUGGAGCCAUCAAAAAUUCUUGGAGCUACCGAUUCAUCAGGUGAGCUGAUGUUCCUCAUGAAAUGGAAGGGCAGCGAUGAAGCCGAUUUGGUGCCGGCUAAACAAGCCAACGUAAAAUGCCCACAAAUAGUCAUACAGUUCUAUGAGGAGCGUCUCACUUGGCACACGGCCAAUGCAGAGGAGGAUAAAAAUUCCACUAGCAAAGAACCGACCGAGUAAGACACUAGUGUAAGAACAUUUUAAGUGCAAACAGACAACAAGAAAAAAUAUAUGAAUUGCAAAAUCAAAUAAAUAUAUUGGUACUGCAAUGAAUCUAAUCAGCUUACACAGUAACUGAAAAUUGCAAUACAUGAAUAAUUGGCGCGUAAGCGCGGGAUAAUCUAUACAGACCAGAUGUAGUGUUAAAAUAUAAAUAAGAUCGUUUUUAUUCAACGAAAUAAUGAAAACGUGCAAGUUGCAAUUCAACUAAAUACAUAUGCAUACAUACAUACUUUAUGUAGUAAUUUCUUGAUUUUUACCGAAACGAACUCUUAGUAACACAAUACUUUCUAAUAUUGCUAAUAUUGAAGCAUAAAUAAAUUGAGUUGUUGGCACUUUGACUUUUUUUCUACUUUUUUUAUGAUGAUAACCUGCAGAAAUAUGGUUUGAAAAACCAACAGUUAUGAAUACAUGCGAAAAUAUAUCCAUGAAGCAUUACAUUUAAAAUUAAAUUAAUUUAAAUCCUAAAAAUAAAGUUCAGUUUGUAAGGACCUAAAACAUGAAGUGAGAAUAAGAUUAAUCACAUGAAGAAAAGUCCAAUCUAAAUAUUACAAAUUAAUAAAAUUACAUAGUUUUAAACAA